AUGGACGAGGACCGUCAGUCUGUCAAGAAAUUCGCCUUCUUCGGAAUCGCCGCCUCGACGGUCGCCACUCUUACAGUGGUCAUGGCAGUUCCAAUGCUUUGCCUCUACCUUCAGAACAUUCAAUCUGGACUUCAAGACGAUUUGACUUUCUGCAAGUCCCGUACAGACUCUCUCCGCGGAGAGUACACUCGGCUCGCCGCUUACAGAGACUCUGCUGUGGCCACCCUUCGCCAGAAGCGUUCCACCAACGAGAAGUGCUGCUCUUGCGGAACUGGAACCGCCGGACCAGUUGGAGCACCGGGAGAUGAUGGAGCUCCAGGAUCCGACGGAAAGGCUGGAAAGCCUGGAGUCAACGGAAAGGAUGCCGAUGCCCAGCAGAUCCCAACCGCCGACGAUUUCUGCUUUGAGUGUGAGCCAUCUCCAGUUGGACCACCAGGACCACCAGGACCAAAGGGACCAGACGGAGAGUCCGGAGCACCAGGAGAGCCAGGGCCAGCCGGCCGUCCAGGAAACAAGGGAGCUCCAGGACCAGCCGGACCAGUCGGAGCCGAUGGAGAGCCAGGAGAGCUUGGAGCACCAGGAGCACCAGGAGUUCAGCGUACCGUCGCAUCGCCAGUCGGAGAGCCAGGAGAGCCAGGAGAGCAAGGACCAAAGGGAGAAGCCGGACAAGAUGGACGUCCAGGACAGCCAGGAAGACAAGGACCACAAGGAGAGCCAGGACAAAACGGAAAGGAUGGAGAGCCAGGAAAGGACGGAGUCGACGGAGAGCCAGGAAAGCCAGGAGAGGACGGACCAAAGGGAUCCUGCGAUCAUUGUCCACCACCAAGAACUGCUCCAGGAUAUUAA
Molecule: messenger RNA, 846 nt
Organism: Caenorhabditis elegans
Lineage: Eukaryota; Metazoa; Nematoda; Chromadorea; Rhabditida; Rhabditidae
Gene: col-138
Product: Nematode cuticle collagen N-terminal domain-containing protein
Exons: 1
Coding region: 1-846 (281 amino acids)
Molecular function (GO): structural constituent of cuticle
Source: RefSeq, marked reviewed